CACUACUCUUCCUUCCUGACUCUUCUCCAUACUCCUCUACUCUCCCUACACUACCACCCAAUGCUCCCCUUAGCCCUCGCCGCCGUGGCCCUCGCCACCACCGGCGCCGUCUCGUCGGCAGUCGACACGAUCCACCUCACCAACAACCUCGCCCGCUCGGCACGCUACUCGCCCGAUCCGGCCGUACGCUUCGCCUGGGGCCAGCGACAGGCGCUCGCCGGCCGCGCGAAAUAUGCCCGCUUCCAGAGUGAGGAGGAGCAGGAGCUGCUUCGACGCGAGAUUGAGGACCGCGAGAUGCGGGUCGAGGAGGGACUGGCGCGUCGUGCGGUUGGUUCAGCUCAGAUCUACGACUGGGGCCGUGACGCGCAGUACACCGCCAAGAUCUCCGUCGGCACCCCGGCGCAAGAGUUUGACGUGGUCGUCGACACGGGCUCGGGCGACCUGUGGCUCCUCACGGCUUGCCCCAACGCCACUGAAUGCGGCGGCAUCCCGCUCUACGACCCCACCAAGUCGAGCAGCUACCAGAAGAACGGCAGCAUCUACUCUAUCCAGUAUGGCCAGGGCUCGAGCUCGGGUGUUUGGGGCUCCGACUCGGUCACGUUUGCUGGCGCGACGAGGAACUCGCAGCUGUUGGGCCUCGUCGACCAGGUCGACCAGUGGAACAACGCCGGCACCGACAUCGCCGGCCUGAUCGGCAUGGGCUGGACGGCGGUCGGUACCGGCCCCGUGCCCUUCUGGGAGAACCUCGCCCCCAGCUGGUCCGACAAGCAGUUUGGCAUCUGGCUCGCGCGCGAGACCGCUACGCUCGACGGCUCGACGCCCAACGGCAUCCCUACCCAGCUGAUCCAGAACGGCGGCUCGAUCACGCUUGGCGGUGUCGACACGUCCCUCUUCACCGGCCAGCUUAACUACGUCUCGCUGCCGACUGGCGUGGUGGAGCAGACGUAUUGGCAAGUUCCCCUCGACGGUAUGGUCGCCUUUGGACAGAAGAUCAACACCGACUCGACCUCGGGCUUCUUUUCGUCGUCGUCGUCCAAGUCGCUCGCCAUCAUCGACACGGGUACUACCCUCAUGUACGUCCCCACGCAGAUUGCCGACAACUUCUGGAGCUCGGUCUCUGGCGCCACGAUGAUCGGCGGCAUGCCCUUCUACCCCUGCGACACGAUCCCCAACUUUGGCCUUGGCUUUACGUUUGGCGGCCAGACGUACUAUGUCGCGGCGACCGACCUCGUGGCGUCGACGUGGCCCACAGAUCAGCUCCAGGCUGCUUCCGGAACUCGCCUGAGCGGCAACCACAAGCAGUGGUGCCAGGGUGCGCUGGUUGGCCAGUCGACCGGACGUAGCAGCUCGCAGCCCCCCUUCCUCAUUGGCGACGCGUUCAUCAAGAACGUGUACACUGCGUACCGCUACGACCCGCCAGCCAUCGGCUUUGCGCCCCUCUCGUCGUCGGCGAACAACACGUUUGGCCCCAACGGCGCGGCCAACACUGGCUCGGGCGGCGGCGCGGCUGCGACCGGAUCGAGCGGCGCUGGAUCGACUGGCACUGGCAGCGGAUCUAGUAGCGGAUCUGGCGGCAAGUCGGCGGCGUCCAAGGUCGAGGUUGGCGCUUCGGCUUUAGUCCUCGCCGCGGUCGGUGCCCUCGUCUCGGCGCUGACCUCGGCGCACCCGUCGCCAGUGUUCCCCCCUCACGGCGCGCACGGCGGCGCGCGCUUCCCCCUCUUGCCGCCACGCGCGUCCCAGCCGCCCGCGUACCCGCGCACCGAGCCGCUGGCUCCCCUGCCGAGAGGGUACGAGCGCAGCCUGCACGCCCUGCCGGCGGCGUACCCGCGCGCGCUGGUCGAGAGCUCUGGCGACCUGUCGCGGAGCUCGAAGCCGUUCUCGGAGGAGACUGUCGCCGCCACAGAGAGCAAGGAGGAGCGCACGGCACGCAUCAAGCGGGAGAGGGAUAGUGCGGUGCGGACUAGGGCCGACGCGCGCCCGUGGGACGUGAGCGACGCCGGCGAGGUCGAGCCCGAGGCCCUGUCCACCGCGCCGCAGUGGAUCGCGGCCGAGCGCUGGCGCCGGACGGAGAGUACCGACGACGCGGAGGGCGUCACGCUUGUGUUUUUGCAUGCGAACGGGUUCCAGAAGGAGCACUUCCACCCCAUGGCGACAGCGCUCCUCAACCGCUCAUCCGACCCGACAACGCAGUUCGGCACCCCCGCACCACUUGCGACCCCGACGGCCCUCCCGCCCAUCGACGACAUCUGGUUCCUCGACGACGUGCACCACGGGGACAGCGUGACGCUCAACGACGGGGUGCUCGGCGCCGCGCUCGCGUGGGAGGACACGGCGCGCGACGUGGCCAACUUUGUCAAGCACGUCGCGCCGCUGUCGGACAGGGCGGCGCCAGAGCAUGUCCCGUGGCGCAGCUCAGCGCAGCCGCGCCGCGUGAUCGGCGUAGGGCACAGCUUUGGCGGCAACGCGCUCGUGCAGGCCGCCGCGGCGUACCCGCAGCUCUUUGACGCGCUCUUCCUCAUCGAGCCGAUGACGAUCCCCGUGCUCGUCAACAACCCCGCAAAGGGGUGGCCGUUCACGCUCGGCGCGCUCAAGCGGCGCGAUACGUGGCCUUCUCGCGCUGCCGCCGCCGAGGCGAACCGCAACUCGCCGCUCUUCAAGUCCUGGUCAGACGACGUGUUCGCCCUGUGGCUGAGCCACUCGCUCGUGCCCGCCACGGCCGACCCAGAGGGGCCAGUGACGCUCGCCACGCCCGGGUGGUGCGAGGCCGCGUGCUUCUCGAACGGCGAGAGCCCCCAGCGCGGAUGGGACGCGCUGCCCCACGUCCGCUGCCCCACCGCGUUCGUGAUGGCCGGCGACCCCGUGUGGAUGGUCGGCGAGGAGAACGCCAACGAGCUCGUGUGGCGCCCGGAGCUGUCACGCAACGAGGUCAUCCCGGACGCGGGGCACAUGGCCGUGCAGGAGAAGCCGGGUGAGCUGGCCGACGCGUUCGCGCGGUUCUUGGCCACGGUGGAGGCGGGCGAGUGGACGCGCGGCGAGGAGGAGGCGCAGGCGCGGUUCAGCAUCAUGUCGUCCAAAGUCCUCAACCUCACCGUGCCCUUCCAGAACGUCGCGUGGACCGCCGAAACCGACGAGCAGACGCCCGGCAUCACGACCGGCACCGCGUCGGCCGAGUACGCCUUCUCUGGCCCCGACGUCAACGGCAAGGGCACCGGCGCGUACAUUGUCACUUUCCACCCGGUCAAGGGCAACAAGGACUCGUACUGGUACGACGGCCAGCUCGUCUUCGCCGGCACCAUCGCAGGCAAGAAGGGCGAUGUCGUGCUCCGCGAGCGCGGCCGCGUCGCGGACGGCAAGCUCACCGCCGACUGGGUGGUUGAGCCCGAGACUGCCAGCGGCGAGCUGCAGGGCAUUGUCGGUGCCGGCUCGUACGCGCUUGACGUGCGCAGCGUCGGCGCGACGGUGCAGGGCAAGCUUGAGGUCGAGUUCUAGGGGGGCAUGGUUAUGCGUCUUAGGACGGUAGUAGAAGAAUGAAUGCAUCGCCGUGAAUGCACG
Messenger RNA from Vanrija pseudolonga, 3552 nucleotides. RefSeq names its product Cathepsin D. The transcript has 9 exons. The record is from RefSeq and is a predicted model, not a curated record. Gene Ontology annotation, biological process: proteolysis. Lineage: Eukaryota; Fungi; Basidiomycota; Tremellomycetes; Trichosporonales; Trichosporonaceae. Gene Ontology annotation, molecular function: aspartic-type endopeptidase activity. Bases 61 to 3489 code for a protein of 1142 amino acids.